This is a messenger RNA of Cooperia oncophora, 759 nucleotides long. NCBI's taxonomy places the organism in Eukaryota, Metazoa, Nematoda, Chromadorea, Rhabditida, Trichostrongylidae. The record is from the annotation of a GenBank genome assembly.
AUGAUAGAGAAGCUUCACUUUUUCCUCCUACCGUGCUUGUUGAUGUCAUCGCCGACAUUGGAAGUGCUGGACUAUGGUGUUCUCUCGCAGAACAUCACCGGCAGCAUCGCUGAAGCAUUGGCGAAUGCCACCGAGGUCGACGAUUACGAGUAUAAACUAUUCGAUAACUAUUUUCCACUGCUUCUGGUAUUGAUUUCGUUACCGAAAAACGAAACCGAAAGUUUGGAGAAGUAUAUGAAACAACGCACGUAUGCAGAGCUGAAGCGGAUGAUCGACGAAAAACAAAAGGUUAGUGACAUUAGUGAACUGGUUUCCGAACUGGAGCAGAACAACACCGAUUUGUCAGAGUUCGUCGCCGUCGUCAACAAUCAAAAGUAUCUAGAUCUCCUCGAGGCCUACCAUAAUGCCUCUAUUUACAACGCCAUACGCGGUGUCUGGAGUUCACAGCUGAAUCCACUUUUACCGGCGAUUGAUCAACUCGCUAUACUUGAAUAUUUUGCUGAAAGGCGAUCGAAUGAACAUUUCCGCCAGUCAUUUUGGUCGCGGUUAUGGGCGGCGAUAAGAAGUUGGUUGACAGGAAAGAAGGAAUACAUUGAAUGCAACGCAGAUGAGCCCCGCUGUAUGCGACGCAUAAUAGAACGACUUCCUCUCGAGAUGAGAGUGGAACUGGAUCAAGCCGCCGAGACCGACAACCUCAACAUCGUCGAUAACAUCAUCACCGAAGAGGUAAGGGACAUACCAGCACCAUUCUUCUAUUGA